AUAUUAGCAGUUGUGGUAUGUCUGUAUGUCUAUGUAGUCUAUGGCUGCCGUUUUGUUUUCAUCCGUUAGUGCUAGAAUGCUUUGUUUGUAAUAAUAAUGUGUUUUCCAUAUUAAGCAAGUAACCGCUAAUUUCUUUAUUAUUUAAAUGCAAUCGUUCCAAAAAUGAUCGAUAAAAUAAUUUAUAUAAUUGUGUUAAUGCUUAUGACCUAUGUGGUAAAACAACUAAUUUCGGAAACGCCUAACUUCGUAAAGUUUAAAUCCAAAUUUCUCAUAUUUUACAUUUGGACAUCUCUUACAGCAAUAGUAUUACUGCCGUUUUUUGUGUUCAAUCCCAAAAAUGUGAAGAAUUCUCUCUUUGCAUCUCAAAUUGUAAAACAUGUUACUAAAAUAAUAGAAGUAAAAUGGCAUUUAAGAAAUGGUAAAGUCCUUGCAGACGACAGAGGUGCAGUGGUAGUUUCAAAUCACCAAUCAUCUAUUGACAUAUUGGGAAUGUUCAAUAUUUGGCAUGUUGCCGAUAAAGUGGCAGCAGUUGCAAGGAAAGAGAUAUUUUAUGUUUGGCCAUUCGGCUUAGCAGCAUAUUUGGCUGGUGUUGUAUUCAUAGACCGAAAUAAUUCUAAAGAUGCCUACAAACAGUUGGAAAUCACUUCUGAAGUCAUGGUGAAGAAUAAAACAAAGAUCUGGUUGUUCCCUGAAGGCACAAGGAAUAAGGAUUUUACCAAAUUGUUACCAUUCAAAAAGGGAGCAUUCAACAUUGCAGUAGCCGCACAAGUUCCAAUUAUACCUGUUAUAUAUUCACCGUACUAUUUUAUCAACAGAAGAAAAUGUAUUUUUGAUAAAGGUCACGUCAUAAUUCAGUGCCUAGAGCCGGUAACCACCGAAGGUCUGACGAUGCGGGACGUGCCCGAGCUGAUCGAACGAGUGCGCAACAUGAUGGACGCCGCAUACAAAGAACUUUCGAAAGAGGUACUGAGCGCACUCCCACCUAACUACCCGCUCGCUACGACGGAUUGAUCUCAGAACAUCACCGCAAUAUUCGGUACUACUAAGUCAUAUUAAUUCACGUAUGUCAACAUACAAGUAUUAUUUCGUGUUUCAUAUCGAUAUUUUAAUCGAUAUGAAAUCAACGUGAUUAUUGUUUUAUUUUGUGACAUUAUAUUCGAAUAGUUUAUUAUCUCGAAGUCAGAAGCAUACGGUUUUUUUUUUUUAAAACGAUAGUAUCGAAUUGAAAUCUAAUUUAAUGUGAAAAGUUGCAAUCACCGAUAUUGAACCUUAUGCCUCUGAUGUCAAGAUACAUUAUUAUUUUUUAAGGAAAUCGAUCCCGAAAACAGACAAAUGGACUAUCACCAGUGAGUGGCCACUGAUAAUCAACCAUCAAAAGUGGAACAGGCUCGUAGAUGAGCAUGUAAACUGCUCAUUCGGGUGUAUUUUUUUUCUCCUCACAAAUACUAGUACGUUCUUGGUGCGAUGUCAAUAUUUUUUCACGUUUAAAAUUAUUAGGCUUGCGCGGUAUGUACGUGCUAACGUGCUUACGUGCUAAAAAUCCCAAUGAGGUAUAUAAUGUCAGGGAACGGAAAUCAUCUUGGCCUAUUAAGCGAAACGCCAAGUGCUCUCCUGUCAAAUGAUGUGGUUCAAAUCCUGCAGGCAGGUACCAAUUAAUGAACGUCGUAUUAUACUUCUACUACGAAGCAGUAGUGCUAUCCAGUUUGAAGGGGGGGACAGUCGUUAAACAAUACGUUUGAGACUCAUUCAUGCCUCAAGACGAAUAGGAGCAUUCACAUUAUGUUCCGUAUGCUCUUUGCUUAUCUAUCGUAUACUAACUGCAUCUUCCCUACUCUUCAACACGAACCAUGACUACUUAAGCAGUUAAUGAUGCAGUAAAAUUAAUAUUUAAAAAUUUUUAAUUAAGCUACACGCAAUAUAAGACUACUAAAAGAAUCACUCACUUGACGCCUGGGGUUAACGUUCAAGCCGGCUUACCCGAGAUAUUCUUGUUUUAAAUUAGUUACCCAAACGAAUAUGGUAUUAUAUUCGUGUUAAGUCGUUAUGUAAUUGUUUCGCGUUUUCGGGAUCGAUUAUCUAAUACUUAGUGCGAUACUCGUGAAAGUAUCGAUAUUGCCAUAAAGUUUAAUUAUCGUAUUUUGUACUUUUACAAUUGUGUAGUUGUUAAAUCGACAAUGAAUUCAAGAAAAAAUUGUCACGUAAUCUAUUCUAAAUAUAUACCUUAAAUGUAUUAUAAAAUUAAUGGAACCUCGGAAGUAUUAGAAAUUGCAAAGAUAUCACGAUUUUAACCGAAAGUAUUUUAGUAUAAGCUUUGAUAUUGAUUUUUUUAUUGAUUGACAACUAAAAUGUACUUAGGUAUAAGACUAUAACCACCCAUCAAUAUUAACUACAUGUCUAGUUUGUACGAAAACUGGAAAAUUAUUUUCCUAUAUUCGUAUUCGAUAGGGAAAACCAAGUAUUUUAGUGUAAGCUAAAUUUUUUAUUAUCCUAGGCCACCCUAGUUCAUUAUCUUAAUUAAACACUAGAUUUAUGUUAUCACGAAUCAAUUGAAAUAAACUGACCGUAAACACUCAUAGUUUCAUGGUUGGCUAAAUCGAUUAAUAUCGAUAUAAUGACACACUUGCUUAACACCCGACUUUGUUCUGAAGCAUACUUAAAAAAUAGAAAUAUAUAUGCUCAAUUGAUAUAAUUUUUUGACAAAUAUUUUGCGAGCAUUUAUAAACAAUUUUCUUUGGAAUAGUUGACUACAAAUAUAAUACCCUAAAAGAUGGCAUUAUUAAUUUUCUAGCCUUCCAUAAAUUAAAAAAAUAUCUGAAUCCUUAGCUCAAAUUUCUAUAUAGAAAAAAUAUUUAUUUUCAAAACAUAUCUAUUGAACAUUCGAUUUUUAAAAAUGGUCCAUGUAGUAUUGUUAGUAAAAUUCGAACCGUACACACAAUGCAUUGUUACGUAAUCGUUUAAUUCCAUUACGUGCUGAAUUUUAAUCAUUCUCUAAACAGCAGUGUACAUUUCAAUUAGUUUGAAAUCGAAUUGCCUGCCUUUUACUCGCUAAUUAAUUUCGCUUCUAACGAUUUUAUUACUAAAUGCCAUAAUUACUAUUAGUUUUAUGCUUCUUUAAUUAUUGGUAAUUAAUUUUUUUCGCUUAAAUCAGUAUUCAAUGUGAACUUAGUUUUAAGGAUUAAUUUAUAAUCGGCGCCAUUGAUUAUUUAGUUUUGUUACUUUAAUAAUUGGAAGAAUUAUUUUAAUCUUCGAAUGUUGCCAUGUUUUGCUAUAAAAAAAAACCCAGUGCAAUAGUAGAAAUUUAAAUUGGCGAUAGUAGUGAUCUCAAAUCAUGUAUUUUGUUUAAGUUGACUGAUAAAUCUAAACAUCCAGUGUUUCAUUAAAUUAAUAUUAACUAAACUUGAAGCAAUUUGGAUGCUAUCAUUGACGAUGUUUUGAAAUAAGCUUUGGUUUAUUUAAACUUAAUAUGUAUGAAUAUGUUAUAAGAGAACUAAUUACAUCGAAUCAUGUUUUUUCAAUGACAGUCAGCUCGGAAAGCCAAACUCGAAAUAUUUAAAAGGCGGUGGACGCUGAAAUAACACAAUUUUCAUAAAAAAGACAACAUGAUGUUACAUUUAAAUAGUUUGACAAAUUAAAAGACAAUAAUAAGUUGAUUUUAAAAUCCGUUUGAAAUUGCAAGCAUGAUUCGUAAAUGAUAUGUCUCAUAUGUUUAUAUAUUUGAAGUAUUCAAUAAUGUAUUUUUCACAUAUACAAAAAUCGACAAAGAUUUGUAUUUUGCCUCGCAAAUACAAUUAAUUAGACACUGCCGUAUCCUAAAGCAAUUUUCGAUUUCGUAUAUUGCAUUCCAGAAAAACAAAACCACUUAUGCACGUUUCAUUAGUAAGAUGAAAAAGAUUUAAAAAAAACAGUUGGUGAAGUGUGUCUGCCCUUAUAAAUCACCUUUUAACAUGUAUUAUAAAAUUUGACAUUAACUGUGACAAUAGCUAAUAAAAUCUUUCAAGAAACAUGAAGUUCCUCUUCAAAAACCUUCUCGAACUAAUAUGAGUGGGUAUAAGGCAAUAAAUCUGUAAUUUAGUUCUCACAAAGUGUAUUACCAACAUUAAUAAACUGGUAAACCUUAUAUAUUAUAUUAACCUAAAACUGGUAAACCUUAUAUAUAUAUUCUUUGACAUGAAUAUUAUUUUGUAUGAUUAUGAUUUAUGGUUUUUUUUUGUUCCAACACUUCAUUUAUGUGUCAAAUAGUAUUAUUAUUAUUUACUUAGUAUUAUUAUUAUUAUUACUACUUAAGACUACAUUAAGAAACUCUAAAAACAAAUAUAUGAUAUGAUCUGAAAUAAGGGCUGAAUACAAUGCUAAGUUAUUAAGUUACAAGCGACAAUGUAUUAGUAUCGCUUUCAACUAUUUAUGUAAAGCAAUAAUUUAAAUAAUAUGCAAUCGCAUUAAUCCAGUGAUAUAGUGAUAAUCAAAAUGACGUUAGGAGGCGACCUGUCUGCUUAUUGGGAGUUUUUAUCGUUCCCGAUAACCUAAAUGUUAGCUCGAAUUUGUAUGAAGUUAGAAUUUUGCCUACGUUUGCCGCUAGGGGCGCUAUUCCAACUUCAUACAAAGUUGAGUUAACUUUUACGCUAUCGAGAACGUUAAAAAACUCGCACCAAGCACACUGAAUUAGAAACAGUCGAUGUAAAAACUAUUUGCAAUAUUAAUAUAUUUUUAAAAUCCUAUGAUAAGUAUUAAAAAUAAAUUGCUUUUUAUCGUUUAAUAUAAAAUAUUAGUGCCAUUUUUGCUUUAAAAAUUACGCUUUUUUUGCUAUGAAAUAUUUUUAUUCGUAGUGGGUAUCAAAAAUUUCCCUAAAAUGUAUUAGUGCAUAUUAUAAAUAUAAUGUAAGUAGAGUUUUAUAUUCAUUUUAUUUUAUAACUCUACGUUUAACAAUCUGAUCUAAUAGAAAUAUUCGUUAUUGAAUAUAUAAGAUUAUGCUAAAAUGUUAUUGAUUUUAUUUGAUACUUCAAUGAUAUAAUCAAUAUUUUGUAUGUGCAAGAUACUUUGGUUUUAAAUAGUAUGACUUUAUAUAAUAUGUUAAUCGGCACGAGUCUUGAGCUCUCGAUAAAAGAAUGGCGGGCCGUCUGCGCAUCGUACACAUAGGGUCAAAAUAAAUGGUUCACUCAUAUUUUAUAAUAUUGUUUUAUAAUUAAAUUAACUUCGUUCAAAUGUAGUUUGCUGCAGUGAUACACAACUGACGGCAUGUGACGUGACGUGGAAAAAUCCAAUCACGUCAUCAAAGUGGACGGUGCAACCUUCCCCCCCCCCCCCCCCUCCCCACCUUGCUUCGUUCCCCCAAACAGACCCAAAAAUGGACUUCUGCGCAUGUCUAGAUCAGAGCUCACGACUCGUGCUGAUUACUAUACUUCUUUAUAUAGCACGUUACAUUACAUUUCAUACACAUUUACACGAUAUUCUUAAAACUCCUAAAUAUUAUAGGAUAUAAUCAACACCGUUUACUUUAUAGGCAUAUUGUAAACAUAUUGUGAGUAUUCUAUAUAUUUUUGUAAGCAUAUUAUAUAUAGUGAACUUUGUACGAGUAUAUUCAGAUUUUGUAGAACUGCUUAAAAACUAUCAAAUUCAUAGUUUAGGUACUUGUGUAUGUGUACGAAAUUUAUAAAAAUAAUAAUAACGAAAAUAUGAAUUUUCAAUAAUAUAUACCUUCUCAAGAUGGUUAAGGAGAACUUGAGGCUUGAGAAAUCUUCAAUGAAACAUUUUUUUAACUAAAUAAACCUAACCUAAAUAUCAUUUUUGUGUUGGUAACAUAGUUUAUAUAAAAUGACAGUGAUAUUUUCUGUAGUGAAUCUGCCAAAUUCAUUCAAUAAUUUUGCAAUAUUCUUGUGAUUCGAACGAAACUUUUGGAAUUCAAGUCAAACAUUUUAUAUAAUUUUUUUUUUCCGUGUAUUAUAAUAAAACCUAAAUUAAUAUGGUUGACCAAAACAAAUUACGAAAAAUAGAAUAAAAUCGGUAUUUUUUGUGUUAUCAAUCUAUGUUUGUUUAGCUUUCUACUUGCAUCUAUCUGAUCUAGAUGAAAGAUCUAGUAAUUGCUUACCAUCAAAGUGGAUUAUUGUUUCUAUAUAAAACCGGUCCUUUUAAGUCGAAACUUAAUUCUAUAUGAAUGUUCUCACUCAGAAAUCUCACGAAAUUUAUAAAGACUACUUAAUCCCUGUCUCAACUGUAAAGUAUAGAUAUAUACCAGAUCUGUGCAAUUGCUUUCUAUCAAUUUUGAUGUUUUUGUCUAGAAAUAUAUUUGUAUGUAAUAAAAGCAAUAAGAAUCGUGGAA
Bombyx mori (domestic silkworm) is the source of this 6313-nucleotide messenger RNA. RefSeq names its product 1-acylglycerol-3-phosphate O-acyltransferase 3 (gene AGPAT3). The transcript has 6 exons. The record is from RefSeq and is a predicted model, not a curated record. Bases 163 to 1011 code for a protein of 282 amino acids. Lineage: Eukaryota; Metazoa; Arthropoda; Insecta; Lepidoptera; Bombycidae. Gene Ontology annotation, cellular component: endoplasmic reticulum; membrane. Gene Ontology annotation, molecular function: 1-acylglycerol-3-phosphate O-acyltransferase activity. Gene Ontology annotation, biological process: phosphatidic acid biosynthetic process.